CUGUUGACCCUUUGGUCUCGUGCCUUGAGCCCCAGACACCCACCGCCCAAAGUUUGGCGGGGACAGUGGCCUUGGGGUCGCGCCUGAGAGGUGCUUACAAUGGCACGAAGGAGUCCAGUGGUGAUCGACAUCGGCUCGGGAUGUACCAAGAUGGGCUUCGCCGGCAACAUCGAGCCGACUUUCAUGAUCCCCACCGUGGUGGCCAACUCCGCGCGGAAGUCCAACCAAAGUGUGCAUAUUAGUCAGACGCCCUCCGCGCAUGGCCUUGCCGAUGCAGACUUCUACAUCGGGGAUGAGGCCUAUGCGCGGAAGGACUCCCCAAACUACCUGUUGUCCUCGCCAGUGUCCAAGGGCAGGAUAGACAACUGGGAUGACAUGGAGCGCUUCCUACAGCAGGCCAUCUUCAGAAAUCUGCGGUGCAUCCCAGAAGAGCAUGACUUUUUGCUGACGGAGCCUCCCUUCAACACCCCGGAGAACCGAGAGCUCAUGGCAGAGAUGAUGUUCGAGACCUUCAACGUGAAUGGCCUCUACAUUGGCGUUCAGGCAGUCCUUGCGCUGUACGCUCAAUGGGUGUGCGAUGUGAAACUGGAAAUGGAUGAGGCUAGCAGUCCAAACCUCACCGGCCUCGUGGUGGACUCUGGCGACGGCCUCUCACACGUGAUACCAGUGGCAGACGGCUAUGUGAUCAGCUCCUGCAUUCAGGAGCUUCACAUGGCGGGGAAGCACGUGACGCAGUUUGUGCAUGACAUGAUUUGCGACAGAGGAGAGCCGGUGCCUGCCGAGCAGAGAAUGGAAGCGGCGCGGCAAAUCAAGGAGAAGCAUGCCUAUCUGUGCCGCGAUGUGGUGGAAGAAUACCAGAAGUUUGAUCAGGAUCCGCGGAAGUUCAAGACACUGUCGAACGUGUACCCCAAAACCAAGGAGGAGUGGACAAUUCAAAUCGGCUACGAGCGCUUCCUAGCCCCUGAGAUCUUCUUUCACCCAGAGAUCUUUGUGGAGUCAAUGACCACUCCUUUGCCGCAGGUUGUGGACAAUGCUAUCUCGCAGUGCCCAAUCGAUUACCGGAGAAAGCUGUACAGCAACAUUGUGCUGUCUGGCGGCUCCACUGCUUUUCAGCACUUCAAGGAGCGCCUACAGCAUGACGUGCAGCAGAUCGUGAAUGAGCGGCUUCAAAAGGCCGAGCUCAGCACGGGGCGCCGGCCCCAGGACAUUGAGGUCUGCGUCCAUGGCAGCAAGCAGCGGAAGCAGCAGAGAUACGCGGCGUGGCUGGGGGGCUCUUUGCUGGCGCAGGAGCCAACUUUCCUGACCAUGGUGAAGAGCAAGAAAGAGUACGAGGAGGUGGGGCCAUCGUGCAUGCGAGGUAGUCCUGUGCUGGGAUGAGCGCUCGCUUCUCACCCUCGGGUCCGCCAACGGUUUGCCACGCGGCGCCUACCUUGUCGCCGGCAAGAUGGUUUUCAC
This is a messenger RNA of Effrenium voratum, 1455 nucleotides long. The record is from the annotation of a GenBank genome assembly. NCBI's taxonomy places the organism in Eukaryota, Dinophyceae, Suessiales, Symbiodiniaceae.